This is a messenger RNA of Ylistrum balloti, 1470 nucleotides long. RefSeq names its product DNA primase small subunit-like. NCBI's taxonomy places the organism in Eukaryota, Metazoa, Mollusca, Bivalvia, Pectinida, Pectinidae. The record is from RefSeq and is a predicted model, not a curated record. The transcript is spliced from 12 exons. Bases 1 to 1248 code for a protein of 415 amino acids. Gene Ontology annotation, biological process: DNA replication, synthesis of primer. Gene Ontology annotation, cellular component: alpha DNA polymerase:primase complex.
AUGGACGGCAACAAUGAUUCUAGUUACGACCCGGCAUCAUUGCCGGAUCUGUUACCGAUGUAUUACAAGAAACUUUUCCCGUACGGACCUUAUUUCCGGUGGCUGAAUUACGGAGGAGCCCCCAAAAGUUAUUUCACAAACCGAGAAUUUUCUUUCACAUUAAAAGAUGAUGUAUAUAUCCGCUACCAGUCUUUUGCCGACAAACAGGAGAUGGAAAAAGAGAUACAAAAACGAUGUCCUUACAAAAUAGAUAUUGGUGCCAUAUUUUCACACAGGCCUAAGGACCAUAAGACAGUGAAGGCAGCAGCGUUCCAAGCUCAGGAGAAAGAGCUAGUUUUUGAUAUAGACAUGACAGAUUAUGAUGAUGUCAGAGCUUGCUGUUCAGGGGCUGAUAUAUGUGGUUUGUGUUGGCCCCUUAUGCAAAUUGCUAUAAAGAUCAUUGACCGAGCUUUACGAGAUGAUUUUGGAUUUAAACAUAUAUUAUGGGUGUAUUCUGGUCGACGUGGUGUCCAUUGUUGGGUUUGUGAUGAAGUCGCCAGGAAACUUUCAGCUCAAGGACGUACAGCCAUUGCAGAAUAUCUCAGUGUUGUUAAGGGCGGAGAACAGCAGACGAGGAAGGUGACCUUAGAUGACCCCGUCCAUCCCUCCAUCAGACAGUCAAUAGACAUAGUACGGCAAAACUUUCAUGACUACGCUAUCAAAAAACAGGACUUUUUAGGAGACGGAGAAAAACAGAAGAAAGUGUUAGCUCUUGUACCUGAUGAAGUGUUGAGAUCUACAUUGGAAGAAGACUUUGACAAGGGAAGCAACUCCAGUAACUGGUGGGCAAUCAUAGAAAAGCGCGAGAAAGAUUGUGUGUCCAAGGGCUCCUUCAAAGCAUCGCAUCACAUUGUGGAAGAGAUAAUGUUGCAGUAUUGUUACCCACGUCUGGAUGUUAAUGUUAGUAAAGGUGUCAACCAUCUCUUAAAAAGUCCUUUCUGCAUACACCCUAAAACAGGUAGAGUUUGUGUCCCUAUAGACAUUGACCAAGUGGAGGAGUUUGAUCCGAUGGCAGUCCCCACCAUUAGUCAGAUUUUAGAUGAGCUAAACCAGACCCAAACAUCUGAUGAUACAGGGAAGAAAAUCAAAGAUUACAAAAAAACAUCUAUGGGAGAUUAUCUAAGGAUCUUUGAAAAGUUCCUGAAGGGUUUAGAGUCUACAUGGUCGGGGAGAAUUCUUAAACAGAGUGAUGAAAACAAAGAGUUCUAAUGACCGAGAGUGACCAAGAUGUGAUGUCAGUUUAUCAAACAAAGACCUUGUCCAUGUUACUAUCUUCAGAACUUAAUGUUUUGUACAGAAGUACCUCCCCAAGAAUAUUCCAGUUGCUCCUAGUAUAAACAUGUAUAAAUUGGGGCAAUCAGAUUUGUCUGCAUUUUUACUCAUUGACAAAUAAGUACAAUUAUGAAUUUUCAUAUCGUCGAUAAUUGCUUC